AUGGGCGUUCCUCCCCGCACCAUCUCUUCGUCGGCGGUCCGCAAGGGACAUCGUGGCGCGGCUCAUGCCCUGCUGGUGCUGUUCUACUUUCUGCAUUCGAUUGCUAAUGCUACUGAUGUGGCUGCUGACUUUGAGCUGCCGGUCCCGGAUGCACUUGCCGCCUUUCUCCAGUCGCCGGCAGCUGUUGAGAGCCUUGUUCGCGGCGGUGCGAUCGCUGCGAGCUCGGGCAAGGGCAAUCCGCAAGACAAGCCGCAGGCCAAGGCCAAGGCCAAGGUCAAGGCCAAGGUCAAGGCCAAGGCCGCAACCAUCGCCCCGCGCGCGCGUCGCUCUGCGCCGGCGCCGUCGCCAAUCAAGCGCGUCGCUUCGCCGGUUGUGGCUGCGCGCCCACCGACAAGCCAGCGGCAGAGCUCGCGCCGGCAAGCUGAGGCGCCUGCUUCAGCUGGCACAUCUAUGCCAACGCCGGCUCCUGCUAGUGUGCCGGCGCCGGCACCCGCUGCAAGUCCGGCGCCACCUGCCGCGCAAGACGUUGUGUGGCGUAAUACCGAGCACAAGGUCAAGGGAGAGCUGGUGGUCAAGAAGAUGCGGUUUGCAAUCGAUUCACUUCAGCGUCAGCUUGCGGCGGUUGUGGCCGAGAAGGAUGCUCUUGCGGCUCGGUUUACUGACCAGGUCUCGGAGCUCAAGCGCCGGUACGAGAACGAGCUGCUUCUGCAGCGCGCUGCGCUCAACAACGAGGUGGCAGUGUGCAAGCUCGCCGAUGUCUCGCGCGACAUGGCUUCUAGCGCCUCGCACGAGGCCCUGCUCCAUGCGCUCGCCUCCAAGCUCGCCGACGAGUCCACUCGCUACGGAGGCACUUGCGAUGCGGUUGCCCUUGCCUCCGAGGUUGUUGUCCUUCGCCAGGCACUCGCUGCCUCUGAGGAAGCCCGGAAUCAGGCCGCCGUCAACAACCGCGAGCUGCAGGCUGCACUCGAGACGGCGCACGCGCUCGUCGCCCAAGAGUCUGAAAACGCGCUGGCAAUUCACCUCGACUACGCUCGCCAGGACGCGAGCAUUGUCGUCGAGGUCGACGCGCUCGUUGCCGAUACCGAUGCUGCCGGCGAUGCUCCGGCCCGCGGCCUGACUGCCCGCGAGCGCGCGCUUGUUGCCCGCAUCCGCGAGCUCGAGUUUUCCGCUGCGCAGUCGGCGGCGCAGGCCGCGCGCUCGACCGAGGAGCUCAAGGCGCAGCUACUCGAGGCCAAGGCUGCAGGCGUAGCCGAGGAAGCGUUUGGCAAGAAUCUGACCGAGCUCGAGGCUGAACUUGUUGCCGAGCAUGAGACCGUCGCGCUUCGCGAGCAAGUUGCUGCACUCCGCAAGGCCAACGCGUUUCUGCGCGGAGCAGCCGACGCCGCGUGUCCCAGCGACACGCUUGACGACCCUGAGCAGAGCGAGCGUCGUAACGGCGCGCUCCUCUCGGCGCUUCAGGACCUGACCCGCGUCUUCCCGGCUGACGAUCCGGUGGCACAGGAGGUCUCUUCAGUUCUCUUCUCCCACUUUUGGGCCCUGGUGUGCGAGGCACGGCUCGCGUCGCGGCGUGCAGCGCGGACGGCAACGAAUUGCGCGACUGCGCGUGCCCGGGUCGGCGAGCUCGAAUCUCAGCUGGGCGAGGUACAGUCGUCGUUUGCUCGCGAGCUUGCCACCGCCCUCGAGGCCGCGCGAGCCGAGGCCAAUGCUGACCACGCUGCAGCAGCUGCCGAGCGUUCGCAGCUGGCUGCCCAGCUUCAAGUCGCGCUGGCGUCGCUCGAGCAGGCCAAGGCCGAGGCCGAGGCGCUGCAGUCCGAGGCCGCCUCCGCCCGCGCAUCAGCCCUUGCCGACGACGCCGCCCGCUUCUCCGCCCUCCACGCCAAGUUUACCAAGCUCCGCGCCGAGGCCAAGCGACUGCAGCUCCGCGAGCAGGUGUGGAAGGAGCUUUGCGACCAAUUGCAGUCAAUGACCCAGGAACUGAGCGGCUCGUCGUCGCUGGACGCGACCAAGGCCCGCGAGCUGGCGUCACUCGAGGCCGGCGUGGUUGCCGCCAUCGAGCAGCUCAACAAGCUCGCCCGUCCGGCAGACGCCGCCGGCGCCACGGACCAUCUCGAGACCGACGUGGCAAUCGACUCGGCCCUUGCGCUCGCUCGCGCCCAGAUCGAGCAGCUUACCGAGACGCUGGCCGCCGUCCGGAGCCAGGUCCACGAGCUUCAGGCCGCACAGGCCAGCAGCGAGGCCAAUGAGGCUGCGGCCGUCGCUGCAGCCGGCGACGCUGCCACCAAGAUCGCGCUGCUCAAUGCCCAGCUCGCUGACCUCACCGCAGCCAACGAGGCACUCGCGACCCGCGCCGCUGAGGCCGACGAGUCGGCCCGCGCCACCACCGCCCACCUCCAGGCACAGGUUGCCGACCUCACCUCUGCGCUCGCUGACGAGCGUUCGCUCUGGACGUCGACAACCGAUCGUCCGCCGCUGCCGGAGGAGGGUGCUCCUGCCACCGAUGCGGAGCCCGGCGCUAGCGCCGUGGAUGCCAUCGUUGCCCGCCUCCGCGCGCUCUUGCCGGCGCCGCCGGCCGCCAGCCGUCCUGAUCCGCAACCCGCGAGCGCCUUCCCGCCCAUUCUCGAGUAGCAUCUAGAAGCAGCAGUUGCAGUCAAAGGGACAGUCAUCGG
Molecule: messenger RNA, 2666 nt
Organism: Thecamonas trahens ATCC 50062
Lineage: Eukaryota; Apusomonadida; Apusomonadidae
Exons: 2
Coding region: 1-2625 (874 amino acids)
Source: RefSeq, a predicted model, not a curated record